Molecule: messenger RNA, 4612 nt
Organism: Megalobrama amblycephala (Wuchang bream)
Lineage: Eukaryota; Metazoa; Chordata; Actinopteri; Cypriniformes; Xenocyprididae
Gene: slc43a2a
Product: solute carrier family 43 member 2a
Exons: 15
Coding region: 239-1954 (571 amino acids)
Biological process (GO): neutral amino acid transport; transmembrane transport
Molecular function (GO): L-amino acid transmembrane transporter activity; neutral L-amino acid transmembrane transporter activity
Source: RefSeq, a predicted model, not a curated record
GUUGGGAAAUAAAUGUAUGUAUGAACAUAACCCCAAGAGUGAGACUGGUGUCACAGGGUUGUUUAUGCCUUUUCUACUCUGAAGAGUGCCGAAGCGAGGAUUUGGUGAAGGAGAAAUAGAAACCGUGUUUUGCAGUAUCAUAUGGUGAAGGCGAAACAGAACUGCUUGUACAUCAUAUUUUAGGAUUGCCCAAAGUUUAGGGGGAUUUCCUCUGUAUUACCAGCCCUCUCCUUCAGUCAUGGCUCCCUCACUGGCCACAGCCUUCUCCAGGCGCUGGUGGAUGGCGAUUACUGCGGUGAUCGAAAGCCUGUUGUUCUCUGCUGUCCUGCUUGGAUGGGGCUCACUGCUCAUUAUGCUGAAAUCAGAGGGCUUUUACUCCUACCUCUGCAGAGAACCAGGUAACAGUACAGGGCAGAAUGCAUCUGAGAAUGAAAAUGAGACGACAACAGGCCCGAGAGAUGAGGAGGAGGAAAAUCUUAAGAUGAAUGGCUGGACCAUCUGUAAAGAGCAAGAUGAGAUGCUGAACUUGGCCUUCACCAUCGGCUCCUUCCUCCUCAGCGCCAUCACACUGCCCCUCGGCAUCAUCAUGGACAAAUACGGCCCACGCAAAUUAAGGCUGCUUGGCAGCGCUUCGUUUGCCCUUUCCUGCAUCCUAAUUGCAUAUGGAGCCAGUGACCCUAGAAAUCUCUCCAUCUUAAUCUUCUUUGCCCUUGCGCUGAAUGGGUUUGGAGGCAUGUGCAUGACCUUCACCUCCCUCACACUUCCCAAUAUGUUUGGUGAUCUCCGCUCCACUUUCAUCGCACUCAUGAUUGGCUCGUACGCCUCAUCCGCCGUCACCUUCCCAGGAAUAAAGGUGAUCUAUGAUGUCGGUGUUGCCUUCAUCACCAUCCUUCUGGUGUGGGCUGGCUGUGCCGGCCUGGUCUUCAUCAACUGCUUUUUCAACUGGCCGCUUGAGCCCUUCCCAGGACCCGAGGACAUGGAUUACACUGUGAAGAUCAAGUUCAGCUGGCUGGGCUUUGACCACAAGAUCACAGGGAAACAGUUCUACAGGCAGGUGACCACCGUUGGUCGGAGAUUGAGCGUGGGCAACUCCAUGAAGAACAAUCCAAAACAGCUGGCCACCCAAGAAGGCAACAAACUCUGCCUGUCCACCCUCGAUCUGGAGGUCCAGUGCAAGUCUGUGGAGGAAUCCCAGUCCUUCAUGCGGAGCAUCUUUAGCCCCAUAUUCAUGCUCAGCCUCAUCACAAUGUGUGUGACUCAGCUCCGACUCAUCUUCUACAUGGGGGCCAUGAACAAUAUUCUGGAGUCCCUUGCUGAUGGAGACUUAAACAAAGUGAGCACAUACACAUCUAUCUUCGGGGUGCUACAGUUGCUGUGUCUCCUGACGGCCCCUGUGAUCGGUUACAUCAUGGAUUGGAGGCUCAAAGAAUGUGAGGAUGAAAAUGAGAAACAAGUCACAAAGGAUCCCUCUCAGCCAAAGAAACGUGACAGACAGAUCCAGAAGAUCAACAAUGCUACCCGCGCGUUCAUCUUCACUAAUUUGCUGCUGGUCGGCUUUGGGAUGACCUGCCUGGUGCCCAAUCUUCAUCUACAGAUUUUGUCCUUUGUGUUGCACACCAUCGUGAGAGGCUUCAUCCACUCUGCCGUUGGUGGCUUGUAUGCUGCUGUGUAUCCUUCCUCUCAGUUUGGCAGUCUGACAGGAAUGCAGUCCCUCAUUAGCGCACUUUUUGCAUUGCUGCAACAACCUCUCUUCAUGGCCAUGAUGGGCCCGCUGGAUGGAGAUCCACUUUGGGUAAACGUGGGGUUACUGGUCCUGAGCUUGCUGGGAUUCUGCCUGCCCAGUUAUCUUCUGUGCUACGGCAGACAGCUGCUCAGAGAGAAGCAGGAGCGCGAGGAAGACCCCAAGAUCUAUGUCCAAAUCAACAACGGCACCAACCCCGAGGCCUUUGUCUAACUGCAAACGCACAGAUGAUAGUAGCCGGCAGAGAGAGCAGGAGGGUGGGGGAAAAAGGGGGGGAAGAGAACUGCAGGUCACAAAAAGAGUGAUAAACACCUCCCUGAUCCCUCCUUCUGUCUGACACACACAUAUUCUCAAUAGGCACACAAACACAAAAUACAGCCAAAGCAACCGAGAGUCUCACAACGUGCCACACAAACACACGUUUACAUGCAAUGGACUGAAUGGACACUGUGAAAGGCAAGUGUAGAAAAAAAUGAUGGCCUUGUCCUUGAAACAGACAAGGACAUCAAGUGUUUAUGUACUGCCUGACAAGAAAGAUGAGAAUGGCCCUCUUUUCUUGCAAUUCUAGCUUGAGUCUUGAAUUUCACACCAUGACAAUACAAAAGACAAAGCAAAUUCAGUGAAAUCCUCUCAGGUUUGAGGAGGCUUGACGACGCUUCCUGAACAGAGUAUUACACACAUCACUAGUAUUCAGCUUCGUGGCUAAGCUUGUUUCAGAUAUUUUCUGCAUUGUUACCUCACUUACUUUGUUUCUUUCAGCUCACAAAGCUGCUGAAAUGCGAUAUGCUGAAAUAUGAUUCAAAACUGAAAAACUACCUUAAAGCAGAACGAAUCUGCUUGUUAUUCUGUCCCAUAUGGCUCUUCAUUGGAAGUGGACAGAUUUUAGAUUUUAAUCUCAUAUAUACAAGCAUGCUUUGGACAGCAUGAGCAUGAAACUGCAGCCUUUUCUGAACUGGGCUGAUUUUAAAGGACAUUCGGACCACGGCACCCGAGGCUAAUGUAAACUAAGCAAAUUUUAAUAUGACGAUUGUGCUAUUAUUUGCUUUGGGCUGCAGAUUCAGUACAUCUAUGGGUGAGAUGAUGGUUUUUGUACAUAUCUGUCCAUUCAGAAGGUUGUAGAAGCCAUGUGGGUCUAAAAGGUUUCUCUUAAAGUGGUAUGUCGGGGAUUAGCCUCACAUUUCGAUCAAGAUUGACUGAUCUUCACCAGCAAUACUAUUCCACACUGAUCUUGUACCUUAUACCACUUUCCCAUGCAGUACUACUGGUUGAGCUUCACUUGUUAGCACAAAAUGUUUUCCUUGUAUUGGCUCAAUUAUUCAGGGUGUUUCACUUUUAGAGUAAUAAUUCAUAUCAGAUGUAUUCACCUUCAGUAUGAUUCACCUGCAAGCUUUGCUUUGUCACGUAUGUGCGAUUAGGGGUAAAAAACAAACAAAAACGCGACACAGUAAGCUCUCGGUAAAGAGAUUAGAGGCCAUUAUCAUAUAUAUCUUGCACUACAGGGUUCAUGAUUACAGAGGUGCUUACGUUAGCCAUUACAGAGUAUAUGCGUUCAACCUCAUACGUACACGAAAACCAUGUUAGCCAUACAAGAUACACGAUUUUUGUGUAUGUUCUCAAGAUUUCUGGUCUGGUUACCAUUUAACUACGGUGCUUACUAGAAUAGAAAAAACAAGGUUUCUGUGUUGGUCUACAUGAAUGAUACAGAAACCAAAUACAGAAUUUAGUUGGCUACUCAACGUAGACACACCUUGUAGUGGUAAGAACUUGAAUUUAAUUCAUAGCGAUUAAAAAAGGGAGAUUUUUGAGACAUGCUUGAUGACAAUCCCUUUUGAGAACCCAUGUUCUUGUAGCUUGUAAUGGGUUCCAGGCCAGUAUUGUGAACGACAAAACGUGAUAAAUACAUACAAUUGAGCGAAAUCGGGUCUACAAGUCCUGUGAUGGAUUUGGCUCAACUAUGCUCAGAAAACAGUGUGAAAAUUCAUGUAAAAUCAGUCAUAAAGCUUUUAAACAUGAAUUACAGUGUUGAUGUAGAUACUGUGUUUUGUGCAGAUCACUGAACAUUUCUCAUCAAAAGAUUGAUUUGAAGAUGUUUAAGUCACAACCUCACUCACUUUAACAGUAUUUUCUACAGUAAACCUACCUGAAAAGAAAAGUAUUUGUCUCUCCAUAACUGAGAGACACACACAAACAUUUGUACGAGAUCCUGGAUGAGUAAACAGGACUUCUCAACAGACCUUAUUUUAUGACCCCUUAGAAGAGGAACAGGUCAGAUCCACCCAGCAACAUCCACUUGUUGUGAAUAUUUCAUCAGAGCUGAGGCUAGACGUGAGUCUGUGAACAUUUGCUGGCUUGAACAUUGCAAGUGAAUUCCAAUCUAAUGCAGUACUGUACUAAGCGCAAUGAAUGUGAGAGUGAAACUUUUGCUCUCAGAACGAAAGAAGUAGCACUUUUCCUCACUGCCAUACCUUAAAUUUUCAUUUUUAUCUCAGUUGUCACAAUCACAUUUUUUGGGUUUUAAAUGUUGGUACCCCCAUUGUACGUGUAUGAGCGUGAAAAAUGCCCAUACACAGAGAUGUAAGAGGGAAGAAAAGUGAGAAAGAUCAGCUUUAACAUCGUUUUCUCUCUGUACUGUAUUGUAUUUGUUGUGUCAUUUGUUGAUUAUUUUGUUGAUUUAUCUACUUUGUAGGUUGUGUUUUUAGUUAUGUGUACGUGUACAUAUUUUCUUUUCUUUUUUUUUUUUUUUUGUGGGUGGUUUACUGUACUAUGCUUUAGGGUUACUUCAUUCUAUUACUAUAUAGCACCUUUUUGAAUAAAUGUCCCAGCAAAUAUCAGAUAUGUGACAAAUAAAUAAAAACAUUAAUUUGUAUGAAA